Trematosphaeria pertusa is the source of this 1160-nucleotide messenger RNA. Its product is annotated as WD40 repeat-like protein. Lineage: Eukaryota; Fungi; Ascomycota; Dothideomycetes; Pleosporales; Trematosphaeriaceae. The transcript has a single exon. Bases 55 to 1062 code for a protein of 335 amino acids. Gene Ontology annotation, molecular function: protein binding. The record is from RefSeq and is a predicted model, not a curated record.
CACUGCGUCGCUGCGACUUCCUACCUCCUUUUUGGCCGCGGUAUGGCUUCAAACAUGGAAGCGCAGUCAUCUUCGGUCGAUCAACCCACUUUGAUCCCGGAAUUCAACAAUAACGCGGAGCUUCACGACCGCUACAUUUACGCACUUGCCUCCACUUCCUCUUCCAUCAUUAGUAGCGGCAAGGGCGGUUCCAUACAGAUGUGGUCAAAAUCCACCCUCCAGCCUCUCUGCAACCCGUUAUCUUAUCAUCAAGGCACAGUUACCGCACUCGGUGUCUCAGAGACCGCGGGCCUGGUAUUCAGCGGCGAUACCAAGGGUCAUCUGGCGGUUUGGAGCCUCGCAUCCGGCCAGCUGAUCCAGGGGAUAGCGCAAGCGCAUGACGAUACGGUGUUGAAGCUCGCGGUUAGCGGAGACGGGGAAUAUAUCUUGAGUACAAGUCGGGAUCGCAGCGUCAAAGUGUGGCACCGGAACGCAGGAGCCUCGGACAGGCGCAUCGAGUUUGAGCUAAAAGCCGAGCUGGCCGGCCAUCAGGGCGCGGUGCUGUCAGCCCUGGUAACGAGCGACUGCAAGCGCGCUGUAUCCAUAUCGGGAGACAAGGUACUCAAGAUCUGGAACCUGGAGACGAGUCAGACGGAGAAGACGUUUCGCCUCGCCAGCGGAGUGGGCAAGCUUCAGUUCAUUGAGGGCGAACGCAAGAUGCUGGCCGCUUGCUCCGAUAGUAGAGUCCGGAUCUACAGCCUUGAGAAUGGAGAGGAGGAAGCUUGUUUGAAUGGACACACCAACGUGGUGAAAGCUGCGCACAUGAUACCGGGAAUAAAUACGCGAGCUUCUGGAGAGACGAUAAUCUCUGCUUCCUACGACGGUACGGUGCGAAUGUGGAAGAGGGGCGGGGAGGGUCAGGGGAAAUGGCGUACAGUCCGGAUUCUUUCCUUCAAACAUGCUAUAGGCGAGCCAGACUUCAAUCCUCAGAGCGGCCGCAUUUUCGAUAUGGUUGUUGAUGAGAAGGAGGAGUAUGUGUACGCUUGUGGACAAUCCAGUAGAAUUGUACGGUGGCAUCUAUAGUAAAGUCUUUAUAUUAGAACAGCUUAAGGAGUCGUACGAGUCGUACUGGCGAAUCAUGAGUUAGUCUCAUUACAUUACAUAUAAUUCAGUUCCAGCUU